Caenorhabditis auriculariae is the source of this 2661-nucleotide messenger RNA. The record is from the annotation of a GenBank genome assembly. NCBI's taxonomy places the organism in Eukaryota, Metazoa, Nematoda, Chromadorea, Rhabditida, Rhabditidae.
AUGACGACGAGAUUAAUCGUCAAAAACUUGCCAUCAAACUGCACAGAAGCUUCGUUGCGAAAGUUUUUCUCCAAACAUGGCACGAUCACCGACGCAUCUUUAAAAUACACGAAAGAAGGAAAAUUUCGUAAGUUUGCUUUUGUCGGCUUCUUGGACGAAGAAUCGGCGAAAAAGGCUGUCAAUCAAACCAACCAGGCUUUCAUGGGAACUUCCAAACUUCAGGUUUAUCAGAAAUGGUAAUUUUUUAAACCUUAUAUUUUUGAGGUAGAAGAAUGCAGGCCAUUUGGAGACACAGAUAAGCCACGAGCAUGGAGUUUAUAUUCCAAAGACAGCAGGUAAACGUGUUUUAGAAACAACUCAGUUUUUUUCGUUUAUUCAAGUGCCUACAAGCGCAAACACGGCGACAAAGAGAAGGAUCAAAACAUUCAAACGCCUUCAGAAAGUGAACCAAAUGUGAAAAAGAAAAAAAAGGAUGAGAAGUACCAACAGUUUUUGGAAGCUAAGGGCGUGAAAACCGAGAAGGUUAAUAACCCAAGAUGAUCCAGCUCAAAAUUUUUUUAGGAACAAAAAUUUGUCGUAUCAAAAGAAGAGAAACAGUUGUUGGAUGAGUUGCUCGAAGGAGUACAUGGUUUGUUUUAAAGAAAAUAAUUACAGACUUCCGAUUUUUCAGGAGAUACAUCUCUUUCUCUUACUUUCACUGGCCUUCCAUCUUCAAUAAAGCUGAAAAAUAUCAAAGAAUGGCUGAAUCCGAUCCGUGUAAAAGCCUUAAAGGCAAUUUUUCCCAUCUCCUUCGAAUACUUCGAGGUAUUUUCAGAUUUCUCGCACAGAAGAAACUGCGGCGGCGUUUGUCACUUUCAAUAGACCUCCAGAUGUCCGGAAAGCUCUGGAACGUGAUUCUCAGUUUUUGGGUGGUUAUAAAGUCAACAUUCGGAAGGUAUUAUUUGACACUUCAUUCUAAAUAUCUCAACAUCUUCCCUACAGGUGGAUAUUGGCAACGAAGAAGAAGAUAAACGUUCAAAUAACGAAAAUUUUUCGAAAAAUCCCGAAUACAGUCCUGAAAAAGAGGAGGUACAUAGAAAAAAUUAAAUCAGUUCAGCAACUCAAUGCUUUGAUUCUCUUUUUCUAUUUUUUUUAGGAAGUGAUCCGAGAGAAAAUACUUGACACUGGUCGCUUGUUCCUUCGUAAUUUGCCCUUUGCCACCACCGAAGACGAUUUGCAUUUCGUUUUCAAGAAGUACGGCGAAGUUGGCGAAGUUCAGGUUUGCAAAAACUUUUUGCUCAGUGAAAUUUUUUGAAGAUAUAAAUUCGGGAAAAAGGCCAUUAUAUUUAUUUGAUCAACAGCGCACGUUUUAAUUUAAGUUUUGUGAUCAGAUUGUUGUAGGUGAUCACGAACAAGACCGACGGAAGAUGCAAGGGAUUCGCGAUUGUCGAGUUUGUGUUUCCCGAGUCGGCCGUCGCGGCUUAUUCAGCGAUGGACGGCCGCAUUUUUAAGGUGUCGGACUAUUUUUAUGAGAAAAAAAAAGAUUUUUGUAGGGUCGAAUGAUGCAUAUUCUGCCUGGAGAAGAAAAACGAGAAAAAGAAGAAGAAGAAGAAGACGUGAAGGAGAAGGGCGGCGACCUCGCCACGACGUCUUCUUUCAAACGGCAGAAGGAGGAGAAACAGAAGGCCAAUGCACAAAAGGUUCCUCUAACAAAUGUGCUCUAUCUAACUCUUAAAAUCCAUAGAGAGCUUAUAGAUGUUAAGUAGUUCUUAGGUCUCCAUUCUUCACGUCCAUAGCUCAAGACCUCAAGAUCUGAGUUUGAAAGACACUAAUCGAGAAAUUCCUUCAACCUAAAUAUGGUUAUGGAAGUUAAUUUUUAUCGAAUAAUUGGAGCUUAUGUUGAAAUUGGUCUUAAAAAUUGACAGAAAAGUUGAGUUUUUUUUUCUCAAGGUUUAGUGGUUUUUGAACUUGUUCCGCUGAAAAAAAAAUAAUUUCUCGACAGAUUGAAAUGUUUCUAUUCAAAUUUCAAAGUUUAUGAACUCUUUUUCAAACAUGUCCUUAAGAGCCACUCGUGGAACGCCCUUUUCUUGGGUGCCAAUGCAGUUGCCGACACGUUGGCCGAACGUCUCAGCGUCUCUAAAUCCGAUUUGUUGACUGGAGAAAGUGGUCAAAGGUAAUCAUCAAAUCUUUUCAUUUUCUUCGAGGAACCGAGAGAUAGAGGGAUAACACACUUUCUGGUGUGCGAAAUCGAGGUUUAAAGUUGAAACAUUUGUUUAGCUUUGAUUGGAAAAUUUUUAGUUUUUCAAUUAAGCUUUUGACGAUUUUAUUCGUUCCUUAUAUCUUAGGAAAUCUUGUUUCAACCAAAACAAGUGAAGAAAACAAAUGGGUUUUUAUGUGCAGACGGUAAUCAUUCCGUGUUCGCUCUUCCAAAGCCAGAAACUUGCGUUAAGGAUUUUUCUUUAAUCUUUCUGCUUUUAUGCAACGUCACUAUAAUCAGCUUGAAAUUUAAAAAGUCGUUCAGAGAUCAGUAAGAGAACAAAUUAUCUCAAUUUAUUUCAAAAAAAUUAUCUCAAAAAAAUUAAAAAAGGGAUUUUAUAUUCAAUUUUUUCCUGUUUCAGCGCCGGUGUCCGCAUGGCGCUUGCGGAGACACGACUCGUUCAGGAAACUCGCGACUUUUUUUGA